Messenger RNA from Plenodomus lingam JN3, 339 nucleotides. The record is from RefSeq and is a predicted model, not a curated record. NCBI's taxonomy places the organism in Eukaryota, Fungi, Ascomycota, Dothideomycetes, Pleosporales, Leptosphaeriaceae.
AUGUCAUCCCGUUCUGGCAAAGAACAAACCCAUCUUAUGAUGCAAACUUCGAAACACCCAGCCCCAGAGGCGUUGAUGUCGACCCUGUUAAGCUGGCGCAUAGCUCGACUACUCGCUGGAAAGUUGGCCGGCAAGUCAAGGUCCCAACGACCAGUCACAGGGAUUCGACGUCGAGCAAAUGCCACCAUCUUGGGAACACAGGGAUCACGACAAGUUUCUGCAGCCCUGUGGGACGGGUCUUCUUUACAUCUGGCCGCGCAGGCGCGGGUACAGUGCAGUGCUCACUUCACUGUAGGUGCCACUGUUGCGUCAGUCUGCAUGGCGGGUGGCUUGUCUUAG